Messenger RNA from Hypomesus transpacificus, 2663 nucleotides. RefSeq names its product major facilitator superfamily domain containing 13A (gene slc68a1a). The coding region runs from base 1 to 1443 and encodes 480 amino acids. The record is from RefSeq and is a predicted model, not a curated record. The transcript has 8 exons. NCBI's taxonomy places the organism in Eukaryota, Metazoa, Chordata, Actinopteri, Osmeriformes, Osmeridae.
AUGACUCCACACAUCCAUAUCUGCACUCAUAAAAACAACAGCAGAGUCAAAGUGACAGAGGGACAGAUUCAGAGGGACAGAACGGUGUUUCUCAUAUGGAACAGUUUGAACGAUCCUCUGUUUGGCUGGCUGAGUGACCGUAACUUCCUUGGCUCUGCUCAUUCUGGCCCUUACAUCUCGUCCCCUGAGGUGAUCCUGAAACGCCUGGGGGCCCUCUCCAGGAACGGCCCCCUCUUCGCCCUCUCCUUCCUGUCCUUCUGGGUGCCCUGGGCCCCCCCGGGCCUCCACUUCCUGUUGUGCCUGUGCCUGUAUGACGGCUUUCUCACCCUGGUCGACCUCAACCACAACGCCCUCCUGGCCGAGCUGGCCGUGUCAGCCAGCGACCGCGCCCGCCUCAACUUCCACUGCUCUCUGUUCAGCGCGCUGGGAUCCCUGUCCGUCUUCCUGUCCUACUGCUUCUGGGACAAGGAAGACUUCUUCUCCUUCCGGAUCUUCUGUGCCACGCUCGCCGCUGCCUCCAUAGCAGGGUUCGUGGUGGUGUGCCGGUUGCUGCGGCGACGGUUCCGGGGCGAGGCUCGUCUGAAGCAGGAGGAGGCGCUGCAGCUGAAAGAGCUGAGUGUGGGGCCUCCUGCCCCCCCCCAGCAGAGCCCCCUUUCCCUGGGGGAGUACCUGCGCCAGCUCUCCAAGCACAGGAACUUCAUGUGGUUCUCCUCCAUGAACCUGCUGCAGGUGUUUCACUGUCACUUCAACAGUAAUUUCUUUCCUCUGUUUCUGGAGCACCUCCUCUCAGACAGCAUCUCUGCCUCCACAGGCUCCAUCCUGCUGGGGAUCUCCUACAUCGCCCCCCACCUGAACAACAUGUACUUCCUGUCGCUGUGCCAGCGCUACGGUGUUUACCUGGUGGUGCGCUGGCUGUUCCUGCUGAAGCUGGCUCUCAGCCUGGCUAUGCUGCUGGCCGGGCCCGACCAGCUCUACCUGCUCUGCAUCUUCAUCGCCAGUAACCGUGUGUUCACUGAGGGGACCUGUAAGCUGCUGAGCCUGGUGGUGUCUGAUCUGGUGGACGAGGACUUUGUGAUGAACCGGCGCCAGCAGCCAGCCUCCGCGCUGCUCUUUGGCAUGGUCGCCUUGGUGACCAAGCCAGGCCAGACCUUCGCCCCCCUCUUCGGUACCUGGCUGCUGUGUGUCUACACAGGUUUCGACAUCUUUGAGAGGAGCUCAGGGCCGGCGCUGGACCCUGUUGCAGUACCAGUCCUCCCUCCACCAGGGGGCGCCCCUCUGCGCCUGGGCUGCUUCCACCUGCUAGUGUUUGUCCCCAUCACCUGCUCCGUGCUGCAGCUGUUGGCCUGGUCCCGCUUCACCCUGCACGGCCGCCGGCUACAGGGCGUCAAGGCCCACAGGCAGGGGGUGCAGCACAGCAGCCUUGCAGACAUCAAGGCCACCUGAGGGCUGCUCGGCCGACCAGCAUAGUGAGCGCUGCCAUCUGCUGGCGGGGAGUGGGAACUGCAGCACAUCCCUCUAACAAAAGAGAGGAAAGGACUGGUUUUAUGAAAUCUUGCACACGAGUUGGGAACUUUUUGUAAAUUGAAACUUGCCUUAUUUUGAUAUAAAGAGUUGGAGAUGUUUAUAUUUAUACGUGAACUUUUGACCAAAUUAAGAGUAAUUGAACCGUCUUUGAAAGGACCCUUUUAAACCCAAAAACGAGGCGUGUAAAUGUGUCUGUGUUCUGAUUGGACCAGUGUUACUUAGUAAGCAUCAGGUUCGGAUCAUGUAGCCUACACCACUAAGGAAUAGGUUUGUCAACAACCUCGACACUAAUACUACUUUACCGUAACAAGCUUUAUGGCCAUGUGUGUCGGCCAUGUCAUAUUUUCCAAUGUGCUGAGACGAAAUGACCAAAAAUGCAGGGGAACAAAGUGUAUCGGCAUGAAGUUAAAAGCGGGGUAAAAAUAAUCUAAUUUCAGUUUGAUUGGGGAAUGCAUGUAGCCUACUGUGCCCGUCAAGUUUCUCCCGUGCACCACCCAUCUGUUUAUCUGCACUUCGGUCAACAUUAGUCAGAGACAGAUUCUCUUGUCUUGUUCUGACCAGACCUCCUGCAGAACUGCCAUCGAACUGAAACCAUUUGUGUCUUAAAAAGUAUUUUACAUCGUGGUUAUGAUAAUCUUGGUAUUAAUUGAUUUUUAAAUAUUUACGAAGUUGGAUUAUUAGGCUGUUAACAGUCUGUUUACACAAACUUAACAUUUUAUGACUUUCAUUGUGAAAAUUAUGGAUUUAUUCAGUACUAUUUAUUGGACUGAAAAAUGACUGUGCCAUGACAGCAUUUGUGGUGCCGUCUUCAAGAAAUGCAUUCCACGUUCCAUGUUCUGGAAUUAAUCAUAAUUUUCAAUGUACAGUGAGUUCACUGGUUUGGAUCUUCGAGAUCUUUUAUUUUGUCUCUAAUCAUUAACGUAAAACUGCUUUAGAGUAACUCAGGAAGUGCACAAUGUGAGUUUCUUAAAAUGUCACAAUACAUUUAGUAGAGUGUGGAUCGGACAAGCCAGUCAGAACAGAUGUCAGUGUUUACGUGAUGUUUAACCUAGUGGUUGUCUAGCUGUACUUUUAUUUUUAUUUUAUUGCAGCGUCUUAUUUCAGACCACAUUUGUCGCUAAUAAAGUGAUCUAAUUGAU